UGGCCAGGGGUUCCGGCUGCAUUUCCAUGAGCGCCGCCGGCAGCGGCGGAGCUGCGGGCACCGGCCGGGGGCGAGCUGGGUCGCUGUAGUCCACCGCACGCAGCUUUCAGGUUAACCUGAGUGAGAGACCCGAGCUGCCCGGCCCGCUGCACAGCUGCCUCGCCGAGGGACGUCAUUCCGCAGCUGAGGAACAGAGAGACGGAUCAAGAUGAACGCCAUGCUGGAGACCCCCGAGCUGCCGGCCGUGUUCGACGGGGUGAAGCUGGCAGCGGUGGCCGCCGCCCUCUACGUGAUCGUCCGGUGCUUGAACCUGAAGAGCCCCACGGCCCCGCCCGACCUCUACUUCCAGGACUCGGGGCUCUCGCGCUUCCUGCUCAAGUCCUGUCCUCUUCUGACCAAAGAGUACAUUCCACCGCUCAUCUGGGGCAAGAGUGGCCACAUCCAGACCGCGCUGUACGGGAAGAUGGGCAGAGUGAGGUCGCCGCACCCCUACGGGCACCGCAAGUUCAUCACCAUGUCUGACGGCGCCACGUCCACCUUCGACCUCUUCGAGCCCCUGGCGGAGCACUGUGUAGGAGACGACGUCACCAUGGUCAUUUGCCCCGGGAUCGCCAACCACAGCGAGAAGCAGUACAUCCGCACCUUCGUCGACUACGCGCAGAGGAACGGCUACCGCUGCGCCGUGCUGAACCACCUGGGCGCCCUGCCCGACAUCGAGCUCACCUCCCCGCGCAUGUUCACCUACGGCUGCACCUGGGAGUUUGGAGCCAUGGUCAACUACAUCAAGAGGACGUACCCCCUGACCCAGCUGGUGGUCGUGGGCUUCAGCCUGGGGGGGAACAUCGUGUGUAAAUACUUGGGGGAGACCCAGGCCAACCAAGAGAGGGUCCUGUGCUGUGUCAGCGUGUGCCAGGGGUACAGCGCCCUGAGGGCGCAGGAGACCUUCAUGCAGUGGGACCAGUGCCGGCGCUUCUACAACUUCCUCAUGGCCGACAACAUGAAGAAGAUCAUCCUGUCGCACAGGCAAGCUCUUUUCGGAGACCAUGUGAAGAAGCCGCAGAGCCUGGAGGACACGGACUUGAGCCGCCUCUACACAGCCACGUCCCUCAUGCAGAUCGACGACAACGUGAUGAGGAAGUUCCACGGCUACACCUCGCUGAAGGAGUACUACGAGGAGGAGAGCUGCAUGCGCUACCUGCACAGGAUCUAUGUGCCUCUCAUGCUGGUGAACGCGGCCGAUGACCCCCUGGUGCACGAGAGCCUUCUCACCAUCCCAAAGUCUCUCUCAGAGAAACGGGAGAACGUCAUGUUCGUGCUGCCGCUGCACGGGGGCCACCUGGGCUUCUUCGAGGGCUCCGUGCUGUUCCCAGCGCCCCUGACGUGGAUGGACAAGCUGGUGGUGGAGUACGCCGACGCCAUCUGCCAGUGGGAGCGCACCAAGUGGCAGUGCUCCGACGCGGGUCCCGUGGGGGCGGGCGCCGAGUGAGCCAGGCUCGGCCCGCCCCGGCCCCGGCCCUGCAGCCUGUCGGGCCGUCCCCCGUGGUGGCUGGGCUCGGACCUCACACCGCGGGGCCGGGACCCCUGUCCCGGAGGAGGCUGCUGGCCCCAGGAGCUCUGGGCUAUUUUUGUGCUUAGUUACUGGUGUUCUCCAUUGCCUUGUUAGCCGUGGUGACAGGCCCCAGGGUCUCGCCCUCCUGCCCAGUUUCAGCGGCUGACUGCUUUUAAGCCAAUCACGUCUAGUUUCCCUAUUAAAAAUGUCUGAACAGCAAGUUUGCUUUGCCAACCAAGAGGCUUUUCCAAGACAGCGAGGGAUUGUUCCCGCGGUGAUGGCCUUGCGUGCUGACGGCCCGCCAGGCCGGCCCUCACUCUCGAGGCCCCCGGCGGGCGCCCGAGUGCCUGGGCUCGCCCGAGUGUUCCGCCCUCACGGAGCUCGACGUUUCCCCUACUUUGCCCGUGCUGAGAGUUACCUGGGGCGCUAGUUAAAAAUUCAGCCUCCCAGGUGCCUCCCCUUGGGGAAGCCGGAGCCAGGGUCUGGAGGGAGCCCCGGGAUUUUAAUUUUCAACAAGUGCCCCAGGUGGUUCUCAUCUCUGGGCCAGUGUGGGAAACGGGCCCUCGGGGCCUCCCUCAGGCGCGGGCCUCCUGAGCAGCGAGGCCAUCACGGAGCUGCCCCAGGGUGGCCACUGGUGAGGUCUCGGAAAGGGCCCUGACAGGUGCACGGAGCCCGACGCUGCCCCUCUGUGGCCUCGAGCCCCCUUGCGCUCUGUGUGUGCCCAUAACGGGGGCUGGGACCAGGCAGCUUGCCGAGAGCUCCCCCAGUCCUAAGUUCAGUGACAAACUCAGCGUCCUGAGGUUUGAGAGAACAUCGGCGGGCGGGUCCUCCUUCCACACGGAAGCCCACCAUGCCGUCUGCCUUUCUCCCCGUUCCCUAGGAAGAGGGGUCUGUCGCUUGUUUCUGUCUGUCUGUUUUUAAAGCACUCAAUGGUCAUUUUAUUUUUUCAACCCAGGUCUCUCUAACUCUGGCUUUUGAUACCAAAUAAUUCAAAAGUUAGAGGAAGAUCAGUCCAACCGAGAGAGGGGUUCCUUUGAAGCCAGAUUUUUUGUUUCGUUAAUAGCCUGUGUUUGUAGUCUGUCGGGUAGAUCUUUCCAGAGUGUGUCUUCUCCAGCGAAGAUGUCACUGGAGGUUUCAAGUACUCCUCUCCCCCCUCCUGCGGUACUUGAGUCUCUAAACAAACACCCUGCGCUUUGAAGACUCAGCGGUGGCUCUCUAGAGGAGACCGAACUACCAGUGAGAUUGCCUGGAGACUUCAAAAGAUGUCCCUGCCUUGCCUCCGAGGCUCCGGCCGCCCUAGGGCUCUGUGCGGGCGUGAGGGCGGGGUCCUGGCCUGGGGCCGCGCGGCUGCGGCUUCGGCCUUGGUCCAGGUGACCCGGCACUGUCUGUUCCCCGACAGCCCCAGGCCGUCCCGCCAGGGGCAGCCCAGGCAGCGGCCCUGCAGGCCUCAGCC
This is a messenger RNA of Condylura cristata (star-nosed mole), 3002 nucleotides long. RefSeq names its product abhydrolase domain containing 2 (gene ABHD2). Bases 209 to 1486 code for a protein of 425 amino acids. Lineage: Eukaryota; Metazoa; Chordata; Mammalia; Eulipotyphla; Talpidae. The transcript is spliced from 11 exons. Gene Ontology annotation, biological process: sperm capacitation; medium-chain fatty acid catabolic process; acylglycerol catabolic process. Gene Ontology annotation, cellular component: sperm flagellum; sperm plasma membrane. Gene Ontology annotation, molecular function: acetylesterase activity; monoacylglycerol lipase activity. The record is from RefSeq and is a predicted model, not a curated record.